CUAUCUAUCUACAUAUACAUAUGUGUAUAUUAUUUUCAUUUCGUUUAAUUUGUUUACGCGCUCAUUGCCCCUCGUUUUGUGCGUUCUGUGGUGUGUGAAAACUUGCAGAUACUUUAGACCAAUCAAAGCUACAAAAAGAAAAAUAACAACAACAACUUAAACAGCUUCUAGCAUUAAUUGUGCGUGGGCUCUGUGCCUGAGUGAAUUAUCCGCCAGAUACGCCACAAAUUGGCCACAAUCUCAAGUGCAGAAUUCGUAUAUGUAUCUCACAGCUCACUCCCUGUGUCUGUGACUGUUCCUGUGCCUGUGUGUGUGUGUCUCAGUGUAUGUUUUUAAACGAACAAAGCGAAGCGAAUUCAGCGACAAAGGGAAUGCUCUUUGAGCACCACAAAUAUUCGGAUUAUCUAAUACUAUAAAUUGGAUGGAGCGAGAGAGUGAGGAAAACUUAGGCAAAACAACAUUUAUAAAUAGCGGAGGAAAAAAAAACUACAAAGAAAUCAAAAUGAAAAGUGCAGCAAGCAAACAACGAAAUGUGUAACCAAUCAAUGGAGUUUGAACCCUUAAAAAAUAUCCAAGCCAACAACUAAAAAUACAAAAAAAUAAAAAAGAAAAGAAUCAACAGCAGCAGCAGCAGCAACAGCAGCAGCAACAGCAGCAGAACCUGGCAACAACAGCAGCAGCGAAACGUCACUGCGUUGGUCCAGGCCAGAAAUAAAUCCACCGGCAACAUACGGGCGGGCCUUGCAACUAAAUGUUGUUGCUCCUGCUAGCCUUCAUCAUGCGAUUCGUAGACAUUUCCAAACGAUGUGCGGCCUGCUCCAGGGCCGGCAUUGAUUGCCCCCACAAUGGCAACAACAACAGCAACAACAACAACAAUACACACAGCGAUGCCAAUGGCAAUACGGCCACGGCGGCGGCUGCGGCAUGCUGGCAACAUGUUGCCACUGCCACAACCAGCAACAGCAGCAGCACCAGCAGCGGCUGUGACAGCAACAGCUCCUCCAAGGAGAACUACUAUGCACCACAGCAGCGGCACCUGCAACAACAGCAACAACAGCAGCAGCAGCAACUUUUGGGUGUGACACCGCAGCAACUGGAGCAGAUACGCUUCUACCAGCGCAUGCAGCAGCAGCAGUUGCAACUGCUGCAGCAGCAAUUGCUGCAGCGGCGCCGUCUGCAGCAGCAACUAAGGGAUCAGGGUGUUCCAGCUAAAAGCACAACAACAGCGGGAUUGACCUGCAAUCAACAGUAUUUGAGGCAGCAAAGAUUGCAGCAGCAGCAGCAGCAGCAACAACAACAGCAGCAGCAGAUGCAGCACAGAUAUAUGGCCAAUGAUAAUGACUACCUGAAUAACAAUAUUAACAAUCAGAACCUUAAUCAGAUUGUAGGCCAAGGAAACUUGAAACUUCGACGUGGCAUGACCGAAUUCUCAACACACAACGAUCACAGGCAACCGCAUUUCAUUUCCGCAUCUCAGCAGAAACCGCUCCAGAAUUCACCCAUACACCAGACUAAUCCCCAACCGCCUCCGCAUCAUCCUCAUUUGCUUCAACGCUUAGCCCAACAGCAACAGCAGCAGCAGCAACAGCAACAGCAGCAACAUUAUCAACAGCAGACCCUGCCACACAGCAAGCAACAGAACGGCAACACGGCUGCCCACAUUGGCCCAGGAUCGUCUCCACAUUCCCCCCCGCUCGGCUACAGGAAUCCCCUGAACAGUCCCACCAUCACCAACAAUUGCGGCUCACCCUUUGGCAACACGGCGACUCAGACGACAGCGGGCAAACGCUACCAGCAGCAGCUGACCGAUCGCCUGCUGCAGCAGCAACAUUUGCAACACUGCCAGCAGCAGCAAUUGCAGUCGCUGGGCGUAGUCGCUGGCGGUGGUGGCAGUGGCAGCGAUGAGGAGGACUCCAUUAACGAGGAACUGAGCGAGGAGAGCCUCAAGCAGAAUGUGGCCAUUGUCCUGAGCAAUUUGGAUCGCUAUAACAACGCUCUGCGCAGCAUCAUACUGAAUGAGCAGGUGAGCGGCGGCGUCGGCGGCAGUGGCAGUGGCAGUGGCAGCAGUAGCCUCUUUCUCGACAGCAGCAGCAUCAGUCUGCUGUGCUGUGACAACGAUAAGAAUUACGCUGGCAAUCAGCGUUGCAUUAACAGCAACAACAAUAACGUGUGGGGCAAAAUGGCAGCCACACCGGAAUCGGACUACAACAGCAAUGCCACAACGCCAGGGGGCAGGAGUGGCAGUGAGCAGCAGCAGCAACUUGGGGUAGGUGGAAUGCUUUGUGGUGGUGGUGGCGGCGGUACUGCUGGUAUGCGGGAUACUAACGCUGGUGGUGGUGGUGGUAUUGGUGGUGGUGGCAGCAACAAUCUCAACUGCUCGCUGGCCUCGUCGCACGACUUUACUCACGACAAUUCCGAUUAUCAGUGGUUCCUGGACUAUGGCUAUCGGGAUGGCUGCAGCGGCAUGCAGCGCAGUGUCCUCAGCUCCCUGUCGGCCUCCUACAAUGCCAUGGGGGAUCUCAUCUAUUACGAGGAUCUGGCCAAGAAUCUGGACGCCAAUCUGGCCGAGGUGGAUAUGGAGAGCUUUCGCGCGGAGGAUAUACACUCGCUGCUGUCGCAACUGCCGGCCUACUGCAAGAGUUUGGGCGGUGCCAAUAGUCGCCUGCAGCAGUCGCUGCUCCUCCAGCAGCAGCAGCAACACUUGCAGCAGCAGCAGCAGCAGCAACAACAGCAGCAGCAGCAGCUGCUAGAGCAGAGCAGCAACAGCAACAACAUGAUGAUGAUGCCACUGAACAUGAUGUCGCAGACAUCGACGACAUCCACCAAUGAACUGAUCGACAAUUCCUUCUGCAAGUCCGAGCUGCUCUUCUCGCCCGUCCGCGAGUCGCACAUCUCCGUGGACUCGCUGGACAUGGACGCGUAUCCGGAUGAGGGCGAGUUAAUAGUCACCUGCAACAAGGACAACUACACCAUAGCCUUUGAGGGCAGUGUCCUCUACUCGGACGAGAGUUUCUAUGAACCCAAUGACAUGGCGCUGAGAGGCAAACAGAACUGCAUUAAUUUGCACAGCAAUCUGGAGGAUAUUGUGAAGCGCAACAAGGCCCUGGAGGUAUCCAUGUCACGCUCGGCCCAGGCAUUCCAUCCGCUGUGCCCAAACAUGUCGCCAAAAGCCACUGGCACAGCAGCCACAGCAGCAGCAGCGUCUGCAGCGGCGGCAAAACUGCAGCGACGCUCGUUAUUUCUUGUUUCGCCCGCACGCAGAUAUCCGUCGGGCAACAACAACACGGAGACCAUUACCAUCACACGACAUCUGCCGCAGUGCAGCGUGCGGAAGAGCAGCAGUCUGCCGAAUCUACACAGCGAAGAGGCAAUGCCAAUAAUGACACAACAGCAGCAGCAACAGCAACAGCAGCAACAGCAACAACAGCAGCGUGUGGAGCAGGGAGCUGCUCCUUUGAAUGUAUCCCAGGCCAUCAGCACCUCGACAAUGGAGUCAUGCAAGUCGCGUUCGAGAAAUCUGCUGCCCAUGUGCCAGAUGCCCAUAUCCAUAAGCGUUUCCAUCUCCGAGAGACUGCAACAACAGGCAGAUUUGCAGCAGCAACAGCAGCAACAGCAGCAGCAGACCACACCCACACCCACAUCCCAUCAGCAGCAACAGCACUCGCAUCGUCAUAAGCAUCAUCGCUGCAGUUGCUCGCACGAGAGUCAGAACUUUUGCUCUGGCUCCGUCUCGUCGGGCAACUCCUCCAAUCCGCCGGCCUUCAAUCUAGUCAAGCUCUUCAUCAAACAGAAGAGCACCAGCAGCGGACACGAGGAGCCGCUGCUCGCCCAGGCCAGCGCCCAUACCUGCAUGGAUGUCUCCUCGGGCUGUUGGCCAUCCAGCGAUGCGGCCAGCUCGAGCAGCGGCUCCCUGGAGCAGCGGCUGCGCAAGAAGAGCAUGAACGACUCGGGCAAGGGUUCGGCGGUCAGUCGCCACGACGACGACGACGAGGAGGAAAUGGAGGAGGAGGGCGGACACUACGCGGAUCAGCAGACGCCUCCGAAGCAGCGACAGCUGCGGGCACGAGCCGAUGCCGUAUUCUACGAUGAUGCGGCCAGCUCGAGUUCCACGGGCUCCCUGACGGCCACCAAUUCGCCGGCACAUCGUCGUCGCAGUAUGCCGUUGCGGAAUCCACAGCUCUACCAGCUGGCGGCAGCUCAGACCUCGACGGCCAGCCAGAUGUCGUCGGAGGCCAGCACAGAGGAGCAACUGACGCAGGUGCCGCGCCGUGGCGCAGAGGCUGCCAGCGCACGUCCCCUGUCCUGUGCGUCCAGUUCGGAGAUGAUAACACGCUCCAUGCAGACGUCCUGCGGUUCGUUGAGCACCACGCGCAGCAGCCUGAGCGAGAGAUACCGAUGUGUGCCGCCCUCCUUCCUGGAGAAGCUGAACAAUCUCGGCGAGCAGCGGCAGGCGCCCAUCUAUGUGAUCUAUCCGAACUAUGCACUGCCCGAUUUGGGCUUUGUGAAGACCGCAAGCGCCACCCCAGACGUCAUCUUCUCGCCCUUCAACUACAAGAUGACGCUGGAGGGUGCCGCCAAGAAGCCGCACAGCAGCAGCAGCAACAGCAACAGCAGCAGCAGCAGGCAGAGCAUCAACGAGGAUGAGCUGCUGAGGACGCUGGACUACAAGCACAUAGCCGACUGGCAAUCGCUGGCCACCCUACUGCCGGUGGAGUAUCGCCGUCGGCUGCAGCACAUUCCCGAGGUGAAGCAACUGGUGCGACAACUGGAUGCGGAUCUCGCCCAGCGUCCGCUGUUCUGUAUGUCGCCGCCACUGCGCAGGAAUCGCACACACAUCUGCGACUGUGCCAAGUACUUCCAGCAGACGCAGGCGGGCCAUGGCCACACCCAGCUGCUGGACGAGGGCUCCAGCUCGGGCGGGUCCAGUCAACAGCCCAGCUCUGGCUAUCGGGGCUCUUCCACGCUGCUCACCGACUCCGAACUGGACGCGGAUGCGGAUCCGCUCAAGCAAAUGUAUGUCUACCAGUACGAUCAGCAGCACCAGCAGCAGCAGCAGCAGCAGCAGCAGCAGAUGCACACAGCGCCACCACAGCCCAUGCCCAGGAGCAUACUGCGCAAGGCGAACUCGGCGCAGGCACGCACCAAGCGCAAUUCCAUGAUCGAGGGCGGACAGAAGACGCAGAAGAUGUCCAAGCUGGAGAAGCGACGCAGUCUGCAGGAGCCGCCCUACAACUACACUUUGGGCUCCACCGAUGAGCUGCUGGCCGAUGUGUUUGAGGAGGAGGAGCAUAGCCAGCAGCAGCAGCAGCAGCAGGCACAGGAGCCGGCGGUGAAGCAGCGCCUUUCGCGCAAGGAUCUGGACGCACGGGCACGAGCCGAGAACUUUCUGGCCAGCCUGCCGCGCUCCGAACUGAAGUAUUAUGCGGAAAUUGCCUCCAUACUGGAGACAUCCGGCGAGGGUGUGCAAUACGAUGCGGCAGCGCUCAAGAAGGAGGUGAGUCGCGUGCUCAGCCAACAGAAGAAGGUGUCGUUCACCGAUGAGGCGGCUGCCGCCGCCACCGUGACGGCCGCGGCCAUCACAGGCGAUGCCAAGCGCUUCUCAACGCCGCCCAAUUCGCCCAACAUUUCCAUGGCGGCAGCAAUGCAGCGACGCGAAACGCUGGAUGUGCUGGAGCAGCGAAAGAUCGAGAGCAAUCGCUUCAAGCGGCUGCAGAUACAAUGGGAACUGAUGAGCAAAGACUCGAGCAUGCUCAAGGAGCUGGCCUGUGAGGCGGCGACCAAGAGUGGCGGCUCCACGCCCACAUCGACCAAUUCGACGGGCUGCAAUUCGGCGCCUCGAUCAAGGAUACCGCGACCAGUUAGCUAUCCAGCGGGCAGAAGUUCUACGCCCACAUCGACGCGCACAGGCGCCACUGUGGUGGCCAGUCCGUCACCCGCCAAGACUGUCACUAAAAGCCACAACAAAACUCUGUCUCUUUUGUCCUCCCCGCGUUUAAAUAGACUAAGCAGCGCCCAGCAGGAUGCCGGCAAGCCAAGCAGCGGCAGCAGCACACGAUCGCCCAGUCGCAUUGUGCAACCGAAGCGUUAUAGUCUGGUGUGCACACCCACACCCACACCCACAUCGCCUGCCCCAGCAACAGGAAGGUCGCGCACGCCCACCAAUCGAGUGGCAGUAACGGCGCCCAAUACACCAAAGCGUCAGGCGUCAGGUGUAGCCCCAUCGCCCAGACCCACCUCGCGAGUGCGUUGAGCGUCCACACACGAGCGUCCAAGCGUCCAGCGUCCAGCAUCCAUUCAUCCCCAAAUUAGUCAUGCGGCGGACAUUGAAGCGAACAACAACAACAACAAACACACAUAUUCAACACAAAUAGCAGAAACAAAAAAGCAACAAUGAAACAUUGUAAAAUUCUAGACUUAAGGCUUUGUGUGCGUGCGUGCGUGCGUGCGGCUCUACUGCUUACAUAUGUAUGUGUUUGCAACCCAACCCAACCCCCCCAGCCCCCUGGAAAGUGAUAUAUAGAGGAAUCUGCGAAGAGAUCGGCUGAGAAAGGAUAGAUGAGAGAUAGAGUGGGGGGAAAGAGAUAUUGAAAGGUCCGACAGUGCUAGUACUAGGGUACCUCCUGAUUGAUUGAUAUUCUUUUCUGUUGUGUUGCGGUGAAAGUAUCUGAAAUUUCUGUUCUUUACAAAAAUCUAUACAUACUGAAAGAUCUAUACAUAUGCCAAGUACGCGUAAAUUAAACAAAUAUUUUGAUGUAUAUACACAAAACACACACGCAACACACAAACAUAUGGCAUAUACAUAAACAUAUGUAUACAUAGACGCUUUUUCCCACUAGCCUACUCAAAAGAUACAAGAUACAUUACAUUACAUUACAUAUUUUAUGCAUAUGGGAAGGAAAUUGACAAAACAGAAAUUCAUGAAAUUGAAAUUGAUAAAAUUGUAUAAAAUAUUUUCUAUAAAGCGGCAGCAUACUCGCCUAGUAAAUAAUCAAACAGCAAUCAGAAAGUAAAGGCUGGAAAAA
Molecule: messenger RNA, 7022 nt
Organism: Drosophila obscura
Lineage: Eukaryota; Metazoa; Arthropoda; Insecta; Diptera; Drosophilidae
Product: homeobox protein prospero
Exons: 7
Coding region: 752-6250 (1832 amino acids)
Source: RefSeq, a predicted model, not a curated record